This is a messenger RNA of Loa loa (African eye worm), 402 nucleotides long. RefSeq lists its product as hypothetical. Bases 1 to 402 code for a protein of 133 amino acids. The transcript has 3 exons. NCBI's taxonomy places the organism in Eukaryota, Metazoa, Nematoda, Chromadorea, Rhabditida, Onchocercidae. The record is from RefSeq and is a predicted model, not a curated record.
AUGACAAGUACAAAGAUCAUCGAAAAAAUUGACCAGAAAAACUUGCUGCUACUCCUCAUAAGUUUAGUCAAGGAGUUAAUGCCUUCACGUCACUCAAUUUGCUAUCGCACUGUAAGUGGCAGUCAACGUCCAAAUCAAAGUUAUCUUCCAUUGGAUUGCAAAGCCAGACUUCGUUUGAAUGCUGACACAACAAAUGGAUGUUUUCUAAUUUCAUCAUUCCACGAAGAGCACAAUCAUGAAAAUGCUGAGGAAGACUAUGUCUUAACAAAGGGAGACGAAAUGCGAAACAACAUUGGGAUACAAUACAUAGGAGAAACAGCAUCAGAUGUAAAUGAACAUGCAAAUGCUCUCGAAGUUGCGGAGUCAUAUAUUUCCUUGUCCCUUCCAAUUAUAAUUUGUUAA